Nicotiana tabacum (common tobacco) is the source of this 2512-nucleotide messenger RNA. Its product is annotated as OVARIAN TUMOR DOMAIN-containing deubiquitinating enzyme 6-like. Gene Ontology annotation, molecular function: K63-linked deubiquitinase activity; protein binding; cysteine-type deubiquitinase activity. The record is from RefSeq and is a predicted model, not a curated record. Gene Ontology annotation, biological process: protein deubiquitination. Lineage: Eukaryota; Viridiplantae; Streptophyta; Magnoliopsida; Solanales; Solanaceae.
CCAUUUUCUCACAAACUUUACCCAUUUUCGCCACCUAAAACACACACACACACUCUAGAAAACACACUCUAGAAAACACACUCUCUACAAAUACAUAAAUAUAUACACUAUCUUUCUUGGCCUAGAAGGUAAAUUGCAUUCUCUUUUCGCUUCGCAGAUUAUAUACUAAACCCUAGCCAGUGAGAAUUUCUGCUUCAAUUAGGUCUGUCAUAAUCAAGUGAGUACCUAAUUCGCACACUAGGGUUUCCAAUUUUUUUAAGCUCGUGGCUUACUUUUGGGAAAUUUCAAGGAACCUAAAGAGAAGAGGUUUUGUUGUUUCAAAAAAGAUUUUUGGAGUUGAAGCUCUCAUGAGAAUAUAUACGGGAAUGCAGAAAGUAGUUCGCGAGGAUCAAACGGAAGUAGGCUGCUGCAAGAAAUCAUUCAGUAAAGGUAUUGGUGUGACCGCCCCAAAAGCCAGAAAGCGUGACAAAUUGAAAGUGUUUCUCUAAUUUGGGUAAAGGCAGAGUGGUUAUUUUGUGGUUCUGUAGUUGAAGAAGGGCAACAAUAAUGACACGGAUACUUGUUCAGCGAGGUUCUACAGGGUCUUCAUCGUCGUCAUCAAACCAGAACAGGUCAUCAGUUUCACUCCCUGAAUCAUCUGCAUCUUCUUCAGCUCCAUUGCAGCCACAGGCUUCUAGCACUAGUCAGGUACCAUCAGCUCUGAAAGAUGACGAGUUGGUAGGAGAAUUUCCAGAAUCUAUUGUCUUGGAUGAGUUUUCUGUUGGUUCUUUCAACCACAAAGGUGAAGGUGACGAUGCUUCAUUAGAAAACUUCAGCAGUGACAGAAGCCACCUUGAAGAAAAGAUUAUUGACAAUGAGAAGAUAGGUGAUGGUGCUUUUGUCUGUGGGGACUCUGUAAAAAGAUCUAGUGGUUUAAGUGUUGAGGCAGCUGAAAAUGAGGGAACUUCUGUGCAGGGGGCUAAAGGUAGUUCGUGUCCACCUCCACCUCCUGUCCCACCUCCUAAACCUAUGUCUCUAAGCUGUAGUCCAAGGGAAUUUUCAUCAGGUAGUUCAAAUGCAGUGCGGUUAGGAUGUAGGGAACUUGUUGGGCGGCCUAAUGUGUCAACUAGGACUUCAUCUACGGGAUCUAGGCCAUCCUCUCCACGGUCACACAGCGAAAGUGAAGGUUAUAAUAGUGCCGAUGAGCAGAACCCCAAAUUUGGAUCCUCACGCAAUGAUAUGGAGAGAGAGCACCAGUUUGAAAGUGAUAUUAGAAGAGCGAAAGGCUUAGAAGUUAAGAAAAUGCUGGAAGAUGGGAACUGCCUCUUCCGUGCAGUUGCUGACCAAGUAUAUGGUGAUUCUGAAGCUUAUGAUUUGGUCAGGCAGAUGUGCAUUGACUACAUGGAGCGCGAAAGAGACCACUUUUCUCAGUUUAUAACUGAAGGAUUCACAUCCUAUUGCAAGAGAAAAAGGAGAGACAAGGUUUACGGCAACAAUGUGGAAAUCCAAGCGUUAUCUGAAAUGUAUAACCGCCCUAUCCAUAUAUAUUCUUACAGCAUCGAACCAAUGAACACGUUCCAUGGAAGUUAUAACUCAGACAGCCCUCCUAUCCGUCUCAGUUAUCAUCAUGGAAAUCAUUACAACUCCCUUGUUGAUCCUUGCCGAUUAACAGUUGGUGCUGGGCUUGGGUUUAGCUCUCUGCAAGGGACAAACAUCGACAAGGAUAAAGUAAGAGCUGCAAUUAAAGCUCAACAGGACCAACAGAUUAAUAACGCGCUUCUGGCUGAAGGACGCUUCUACUCAGAUCUUGAGCUCACUGAAAAGGAGAUGGAACGCAUGGUGAUCGAAGCUUCUAGGGCUGAGUAUAUUGCUCGUGAUAGGUUUAGACAACAGCUUGGUUGUCAAGAGUCUUCCACAUCCGGAGCUGAGCCAUCAUCUUCAGGAGCUAGGUCAUCUGGAAGUGAGAUACGGCAGGAAGGUGGGCCCUGCUUGCCAGAUUCCACCUUUAGCGACUGCAUCCAGAUUAUGCUGUCGAUGGGUUUCAGCUAUCCACGAGUAAUUGAGGCUUAUAGCAUAUUUGGGGACGAUGUGGAUUCUAUGGUUUGUUAUCUUGUAGAAACCAGCAGUAGCAGCAGACGCAGCAGAGGAAAAGCAACUGAAUGACGAACCGAGUCCGGAGUUAAAUGGAUGACAGUGUCUUGUGUUUUUCUAAGUACAAGUAUUUGCUUUGUCUUGAGAUUUCUAUCUUGUAUGGAUCGUCCAAUAUGUUUCUAAGUGAACUUUGAAGCUUAGUAAUACUUGUUGUGCUGCUGCGCUACUGUUGGUAUGUCGAUUACUUGUGUAUGUGAAUAAUGCCAUGCAACUUUAGAGAGGAAAGUUCUCACCUGCUGAAAAUUGUUUUUCUUGAGCCUAGGGUCUUUCGGGGUAAGGUUUGUGUACACUUUGCCCUCAGACCCCACAAUGUGAGAUUAUACUGGAUGUUGUUUUAUUGUUGUAACUUUAGAGAGUAAACUUGUGCAAGGCUUUUGCUUGA